Enhydra lutris kenyoni (northern sea otter) is the source of this 4085-nucleotide messenger RNA. Its product is annotated as ER degradation enhancing alpha-mannosidase like protein 3. The coding region runs from base 57 to 2906 and encodes 949 amino acids. The record is from RefSeq and is a predicted model, not a curated record. Lineage: Eukaryota; Metazoa; Chordata; Mammalia; Carnivora; Mustelidae. The transcript is spliced from 21 exons. Gene Ontology annotation, molecular function: calcium ion binding; mannosyl-oligosaccharide 1,2-alpha-mannosidase activity. Gene Ontology annotation, cellular component: endoplasmic reticulum; membrane. Gene Ontology annotation, biological process: endoplasmic reticulum mannose trimming; carbohydrate metabolic process; mannose trimming involved in glycoprotein ERAD pathway.
GCAAUGUGUCCCACCGGCCGGGCGUAGCCGCUGCGCGUGCGCGGAACCGUGGGGCCAUGAGCGAAGCCGGCGGCGGCCGGGGCUGUGGGUCCUCGGUCCCCCAGCGAGCGCCAUGGAGCCUAGUGGCGGCGACGGCUGCGUUCUGCCUGGUGUCGGCCACGUCCGUGUGGACGGCGGGGGCCGCGCCCAUGAGUAGGGAGGAGAGACAGAAGCUUGGGAAUCAAGUACUGGAAAUGUUUGAUCAUGCUUAUGGUAACUAUAUGGAACAUGCUUACCCAGCUGAUGAACUCAUGCCUUUAACCUGUAGAGGUCGCGUUAGAGGCCAGGAGCCAAGUCGGGGUGAUGUUGAUGAUGCCUUGGGGAAAUUUUCCCUGACACUGAUUGAUUCUUUGGACACUCUUGUGGUAUUAAAUAAAACUAAAGAAUUUGAAGAUGCGGUGAGAAAAGUUUUAAGAGAUGUUAAUUUAGAUAAUGAUGUAGUUGUAUCAGUCUUUGAAACAAACAUCAGAGUUCUUGGGGGUCUUUUGGGUGGACACUCACUGGCAAUCAUGCUGAAAGAAAAAGGGGAGCACAUGCAGUGGUACAAUGAUGAACUUCUCCAAAUGGCCAAGCAAUUGGGUUACAAACUUUUACCAGCUUUCAAUACUACCAGUGGCCUUCCUUAUCCAAGAAUUAAUUUAAAGUUUGGUAUCAGAAAACCAGAAGCUCGGACUGGAACUGAGACAGAUACCUGUACAGCUUGUGCAGGUACCUUGAUCCUUGAGUUUGCGGCUUUAAGUCGAUUCACAGGAGCAACAAUAUUUGAGGAAUACGCAAGAAAAGCUCUUGAUUUUCUCUGGGAGAAAAGACAACGAAGUAGUAAUUUAGUGGGUGUGACUAUAAAUAUUCAUACUGGAGACUGGGUAAGAAAAGAUAGUGGAGUUGGAGCAGGGAUUGAUUCAUAUUAUGAAUAUCUAUUGAAAGCCUAUGUCUUGCUUGGAGAUGACAGUUUUCUGGAAAGAUUUAAUACACACUACGAUGCCAUAAUGAGGUACAUUAGCCAGCCACCUCUUCUGCUUGAUGUACACAUCCACAAGCCAAUGCUGAAUGCUCGAACUUGGAUGGAUGCUUUGCUCGCCUUUUUUCCAGGUUUGCAGGUCUUAAAGGGGGAUAUUAGACCUGCUAUUGAAACUCAUGAAAUGUUAUAUCAGGUGAUAAAAAAACAUAAUUUCCUACCAGAGGCAUUUACCACAGAUUUCAGGGUACAUUGGGCUCAACAUCCUUUAAGACCAGAAUUUGCAGAAAGUACCUACUUCUUGUAUAAAGCUACAGGAGAUCCUUACUACCUUGAAGUAGGGAAAACACUUAUUGAAAAUUUAAAUAAAUAUGCUAGAGUGCCUUGCGGAUUUGCUGCCAUGAAGGAUGUUCGUACUGGAAGUCAUGAGGACAGGAUGGAUUCUUUCUUCUUGGCUGAGAUGUUUAAGUAUCUUUACCUGUUAUUUGCUGAUAAAGAAGACAUUAUUUUUGAUAUAGAAGAUUACAUCUUUACAACAGAAGCUCAUCUGUUACCUCUUUGGCUCUCUACUACAAAUCAAAGUAUCUCUAAGAAGAAUACAACUUCAGAAUAUACAGAACUGGAUGACAGUAAUUUUGACUGGACUUGUCCAAACACUCAGAUUCUCUUUCCUAAUGACCCACUGUAUGCUCAGAGUAUUCGUGAACCCUUGAAAAAUGUGGUGGAUAAGAGCUGUCCUAGAGGCAUCAUCAGAGUAGAGGAGAGUUUCAGGAGUGGAGCUAAACCCCCUCUGAGAGCCAGAGAUUUCAUGGCCACUAACCCUGAACAUUUAGAAAUCUUGAAGAAGAUGGGGGUGAGUUUGAUUCACCUCAAAGAUGGGAGAGUCCAGUUGGUUCAACAUGCAAUCCAAGCUGCUAGUUCAAUUGAUGCUGAAGAUGGGUUGAGGUUCAUGCAGGAGAUGAUUGAAUUGUCAAGUCAGCAACAGAAAGAACAGCAGCUUCCUCCACGGGCUGUACAAAUUGUUUCCCACCCAUUUUUUGGCAGGGUAGUGUUAACUGCUGGACCAGCUCAGUUUGGGCUAGAUCUGUCUAAACAUAAAGAGACAAGAGGAUUUGUUGCAAGCAGUAAACCAUACAAUGGUUGUUCAGAGCUUACUAACCCCGAGGCAGUGAUGGGAAAAAUCGCUUUGAUACAAAGAGGACAGUGCAUGUUUGCAGAAAAGGCUCGCAACAUUCAGAAUGCUGGUGCCAUUGGUGGCAUUGUUAUUGAUGACAAUGAGGGGAGCAGCAGUGAUACUGCCCCUCUGUUCCAGAUGGCGGGUGAUGGAAAAGACACAGAUGACAUCAAGAUCCCCAUGCUGUUCUUAUUCAGUAAAGAAGGAAGUAUCAUACUGGAUGCCAUCCGGGAGUAUGAGGAGGUGGAAGUGCUUCUUUCUGACAAAGCAAAAGAUAGAGCAGCAAUAUUAAAAGGUAAAAUGAUUCCAAGCUACAUUAUUAAUAGUAAUCCUGAAAUGGAAAGUGAAGAACAACCAUCCUCUGAAAACGAUUCUCAGGAUCAGAGUGCUGAAGAGAUUACGCCAAGUUCUCAGGAGGUUGGUUUGGUUGAACAAGAGUCUCCUGAGGAAAGUUCUCUAAACUCAGAACCAGAAUCAUCAUCUCCAGCAGAUACGGACAAUGCUGCAAGCGUUUCUGCUUCUGAACAGAAUUCUAACCCCAUGGAGAACCAUGAGACUACAAGUCUUGAUGGUGAAUGUUCAGAUUUAGAUAACCAACUCCAGGAACAAUCAGAAACUGAGGAAGAUUCCAAUCCUAAUGUUAGCUGGGGUAAAAAGGUCCAGCCUAUAGACUCCAUAUUAGCAGACUGGAAUGAAGAUAUAGAAGCAUUUGAAAUGAUGGAGAAAGAUGAACUAUGACUCACUAAAGAAUCUGGUGGUAGGUAUUUAAAAAGAAAAGGCAAACUGUGGUUCACAGACACCCUGAUACUAAGCAGGCUCUCUAGUGGGAGUCUUUAAGUAUGGUGAUGAGUAACCACGUUCUGACUGAGAUAGUGGUCAUAGGAAUCUGGAGCAUGCUGUGUUAGAACUGACCUUGCUUAAAACCGUCCCAUCCAAAAUGGAAACUCACAGUCCCUCCCCCACCCUGACUCCCACCCUGUGACAGCAUCACACCACCCUGCAGCACUUCAGGCCAGGAAAAGAUUGCUGGGCAUUCCUAGGAGCCAGAUUUCUGUGCAGUCUCUGGAUAGACAAGAAACAAAUUCAGUUGAUGGUGGAGUGGAGAAUAGGAAUUUGUUAGCUUUCUAGUUAAGGGAAGCUUGACUUUACUCGUUUUGGGGGUUAGAGGCUCUUUUGGGAAAAUACGUAUGAUAUUGUGGGCAUUCUGGUUUUGCUGCCUUCACAAAAACACUCAAGUGACCCAAGUGGUUAUGAAGCAGAUGCGUUUAUGAUGAAAAUGGGCUUUGCUCAUCACUUCCACUUGCUUCAUCGUGAAACAAAUGAUCAAGAUGUCUUGAUUUUUUUCCUCUCUUAACAGUGUCCUUUUUGUUUAAACUAAAGGUGAACCCAGUGUACUUUCUCAGUGAGUUCUCUGCAUAAAGGUUAAUCAUUGGGACCAGGUAAAAAGGUCAUAUAUUAUGGAAAUUGGUUACUUAAUACUUAGGAAAAAUGGAACAAGGGAGAAACUAUAAUGUAAUAUGAACUUGCCAUUGGGCCUUCCGUAGGGAGAGCCAUGACUACUCUGAAAUGGAACUUAAAGUUCUAUCCUUGUCGGGUAAAUUAUAAAUCUUUUCCUGUUCAUUUCUCUUAGAGGUGAUUACCUCUAGCCAUCAGCCUUAUUACUCCAUCCCAUGUUUAGUAUGCAAUUUGAGCCACAAGGGCCAUACCGCCAAUAGCUGAAUACAUUUUGUUCCAUUUUUCUAUUUUAGGGAGCCAUAAUGAAACUGUGGUAGUGAUCUAAAAAUCCUAGGGAAACUACUAUUUUUCUUCUUUGAAACUAUGGUUUCUAAAGAUGCACCUAAGGAAUCUGUCACAUUUUCUGUUUGAAUCAUGGUUUUUGAGUUUGUUUUUUUUUUUACUUUUUUUUUUUUUUAACAG